GUGGCCAGCUGUGGUGCACCACCACUAAAAACAUCAUGGAGGGCGAGGAGCUAGUGGCGUUCGCCGUGGACUUUGACUCCCGUCUACAGGCCAUCAGCCACAUGUCUCUGAGCGAGGGGAUGUACCCGGCCAGACUGCUGGACACCAUCCAGCUCCUGCCUCAGCAGGCUGCCAUGGCCUCCAUACUGCCCACUGCCAUCGUCAACAGUGAGUGUGUUACAAUAUACUCCAUGACUAGUCUGUACUGUAGUCUCACCUAGGGCUGCGUUUGAAAUGGCACCCUAUUCCCUAUGUAGUCCACUACUUUUGGCCAAAACUUUAAGUAGUGCACUAUAGAAAAGAGGGUGCAGGCUCUGGACAAAGGGAUUGCACUAUAUAGGGAAUAGGGUGCCAUUUUGGACAUAGCCCUAAUAAACAAGAAAUGUCUGUCCGUCCGUCUAUGGGCUGUAGAUUAACCCAGAUGAGUCUGUGUUAAGAGCGGUUGAGAUAAGAGCUGUCGACCUUCAGUUUGGGUUCACGUAAACACAGGCGAGCCUCCCACUAACCUGUUAAUUGCAAAAUACAAGCUUCAUGCAAAUAGUGCAUUUGUUUACUUAAUAAGGGCUAUCUGGGUUCAGCUCGACAGGGAGGCUGCUCUGCUGCAGGCAGAUGGUCCAGUGUUUCAGUUGUCCUUGAGAAAGGGCACCAACCUAGUGGUAUCAACACAGUCCUAUCACAGGCUUGGGUAUUACAGUGUUUUCACAUGGCUUUGAGUAUCAAAUCAGAGCUAUAAAGAGAAAGAAACGUGUGUGUGUUGUACGUGCAUACGUGUGCAUGUUGUUGUGUGUGCAUGUGCAAGAACUGUACACUGACAUUCUACCCUGUGUUUUACCCUCUCUCUACAGAGGACAUCUUCCCAUGUAAGGCGUGUGGGAUCUGGUACCGCAGUGAGAGGAACCUGCAGGCCCACCUGAUGUACUACUGCAGUGGCAGGCAGAGGGAGCCAGAGAGCCAGGGGGAGGAGAAUGACAACGGACCCCACCAGACCCCCAGCAUCUGCCCCUUCCCACAGUGCAACAAGAGCUUCACCAGUGCCAGGGCCCUGGAAAUGCACCUGAGCACGCACAGCAGUGAGUAGAGAUGUACUGGUAGUACUGUUAGUAUAGUAGUUUAGAUUUAUUUUAGCUGUCAUUCAGUUGUAAGUAUCUCACCAUUGAGUAAAUGUAAUCCUAUUUAUUAUUUAAUUAUGUUGAGUAGUACAGAACAGUAUAACUUUAAUAUUUUUCAGUCAUUUUAGUAUUUGGUUUUAUAAUGAAAAGUAUUGCUUGACAUUAAGACAAUCUCAGUUUCACAUUAGUCAGGUAAAAUAAUUGGCAAAGUGAACUACUACUCUUAGCUCCAGAAAUAUACACGUUCCACUGUCAGCUUAUGCAGUUGACAGUUUAGCUUUCAGCCCACCCAAAACUCAGGAGGGUUUGGAGUAAGCUUGGCAUAAUGCAUCAGUUUUUGAUCGUAGCCGUAGUUAACAUUAAGGCAGAGUGGGAAGGCGAAGAGGAAUCUCAACAGUGUCCUUUAAUCUCCCUAACAGGUGUCAAAAUGGAAGAGACGCUCCCCCCUGGCACCAGCUUGAAAUGCACAAUCUGUAACUACACGGCGGAUUCUCUUAUUACUUUCCAACAUCACAUCCUCUCUCACCUGUCACAGGCAGCCUUCAGAUGCAAUCACUGCCAUAUCAGCUUCCAGAACCACAGGGAACUCUUGCAGCAUCAGGACUUACACAGCCACCAUGGCCACGGCGGUGGCAGCAAACUUCACAGGGAGAGCGACAGUGAGCACUCCCCCAGGGGGGCGGAGGAAGCCCUGCAGCAGGCAGCGGCCCGCGUCGAGUUGGCCAACCGGAAGGAAGCCCUCCAGAGUCCCAAAGCAAGUCCCUCAGCAAGGACGCCACCACCGACAGCGAGCUGGAGAAGGCUGAGAAAAAGCCCAUGCUGUCAGGGCAGAAGGACAGUGGCCACCCGGGCAUUAAGGCCAGCUUCUCUUACACCCGGAUCAAGUCUGAGCCCUCCAGCCCCCGCCUGGCCUCCUCUCCCGUUCAGCAUAACAUGGGCCCCACCUUCCCCAUGGGGCCCUUCCUGUCCCAGUUCGCUUUCUCCCAGGACAUUUCUGUCGUCCCGCAGGCUUCUGAGAUUCUGGCUAAAAUGUCAGAGCUGGUGCACCGGAGGCUACGCCACGGUGGGAACACGGGCUACCCUCCUGUGAUCUACAGCCCCCUCAUGAACAAAGGGGCCACGUGUUUCGAAUGCAAUAUCACCUUCAACAACCUGGACAACUACCUGGUCCACAAAAAGCACUACUGUAACAGCCGCUGGCAGCACAUGGCCAAGUCGGCUGACUUCUCUAGCGUCUCAGACAAGGCCGUGAGCCCCAACAGUGGCCAUAGCUCAGUCAGUAUGCUCACGGGAUGCCACCCGUCUGAGGUGACCGACAGCCACCUGAUGCAGUCGGCCUGUUUGUCAGUCAACUCUCAAAGUGUUCUGGACAUGAUCAAUGCAGGAGCGGCAGUGAAAGGCCCUGGCCCAGAGAAGGAGCUCCCAGGCCAGGUGAAGAAGGUCUCCACCACCCCGACCGGCGUGGAGGAGAGGCUGAACGGGAAGCAGCAAGUGGUGGAGGGGAAGAGCCCCACCAACACGCCUCUGGUGGAGACUGACGUCAACGACCCCAACCAGACUUCCUGUGCGGCAUGCAAUAUCACCUUUAGCCGCCACGAGACCUACAUGGUCCACAAGCAGUACUAUUGUGCUACGCGUCACGACCCCCCCAUGAAACGCAUGUCCGCCAACAAGGUUCCCUCCAUGCAGAGGACCAUGAGGACCCGCAAACGCAGGAAGAUGUACGAGAUGUGUCUCCCAGACCAGGACCCGAGAGGACCCUCCAUUGGGCAGCCAGGGUUCCUGGGGGUCCCUCCAAUGGAGAACCCCUGUACGUCCCAGGAGGCAGUGGAGAGCCUGGUCGACCGCUUUCACCCUCGCUGUGACGUCUUCCCAGGGAUGGUUCCCCAAACACCUGGAGGCUUCCCUCACCGUCACCAAGUCUAUCAUGGCCCCCAACCGCAAUACCACUAUGGACCAGCAGGAGCUGGACGCACCCAUCGAUCUCAGCAAAAAGUGCUCGCCUAUCCCCAAUGACAAGACAUCACCCAACUCCCCCAAAAGACUGUUGGACUAUCACGAAUGUACAGUGUGCAAGAUCAGUUUUAACAAAGUGGAGAACUACCUAGCGCAUAAACAGAACUUUUGUCCUGUGACAACAGCCACAGCCACCCAGCAGCACGGUGGUGAGACCAUGUUCCCAGACGUGGUGAAGAGUGAAGGCAGUAAUCCUGAUGAUGCCUACAAUAAGAGCCCCGGGAAAUGUGAGAAGAACGGCAACGAUAAAAUGAUUGUGCAGAACGGGGGUGGAAUGUUCCCCCCUAACAUGGGCCCAGUGCCGGGUAUCAAGCCCUUCAGCGAGGCUCAGCUCAUCCCAACUAAAGACGAGAACAUGUUUCUGCCCCACUGCCUUUAUCCCGGCGCAAUAAAGAAGAUGAAAGGUGCCGAGCAAAUAUCGCCCUACUUUGGGAUAAAGCCAACCGAUUACGUGGCCGGCGGACUGGUCAUGCAGGGAGAGAGAGAGGUGAGCAGCGAGCAGGAGCCGAGCACUAAUGGAGGGGGACCAGAGACAGGGAGAGAGCAGCCUGCUGCCAACGGCUGCCCACUCCCCAGCAAAGAGCCACUGCCCCUGCUGCCCAAAAACAGGGGCAUGGUGAUAGUCAACGGUGGGCACAAGCCAGAGGAGCGCUCGGGCUCGGGACCCGUCCCACCCAGCCAGGAUAACCAAUCCCACAAUCCCCAGCAGCAAGACAGCCACCCCUCACCCACGUGGGGCGCGGAGAACCCGUCCGACUCCAACGAGAACGUGUCGCCCGCGUCCAAGUCUCCGACCGAGGAGGCGGUGCCCACGGUGACAAAGGGUGUGAAUGGGUCAUCCCAGGCUGCGGGGAGCGGGAAGUACUGCCGCCUCUGUGACAUCCAGUUCAACAACCUAUCAAACUUUAUUACCCAUAAGAAGUUUUACUGUUCGUCACAUGCUGCGGAGCAUGUGAAA
Molecule: messenger RNA, 4122 nt
Organism: Coregonus sp. 'balchen'
Lineage: Eukaryota; Metazoa; Chordata; Actinopteri; Salmoniformes; Salmonidae
Source: the annotation of a GenBank genome assembly